This is a messenger RNA of Pyricularia oryzae 70-15, 3687 nucleotides long. RefSeq lists its product as uncharacterized. Gene Ontology annotation, biological process: DNA-templated transcription; positive regulation of transcription by RNA polymerase II. The transcript is spliced from 3 exons. Gene Ontology annotation, molecular function: sequence-specific DNA binding; DNA-binding transcription factor activity, RNA polymerase II-specific; zinc ion binding. The coding region runs from base 553 to 2997 and encodes 814 amino acids. NCBI's taxonomy places the organism in Eukaryota, Fungi, Ascomycota, Sordariomycetes, Magnaporthales, Pyriculariaceae. The record is from RefSeq and is a predicted model, not a curated record.
CUGUUUUUAUUAUCUUCCCACCCCAUCUUUCCAAUUAACCAACCAAAUUUUCUUUGGAGAAAAUGGGCUCCAAACUGGACCCCUGGGCAAGGGAGCAGUGGAUGAGGGGAGACUGAUGCAAAGUGGGGGUACACUUGUAUUUUGGGGGUGCUUGCUUGUCGUGGGGAUUGGAUUGUUACGUUUCCUUGCGCGCGCGCGACGAGGGAAAAAGGAAGAGUGCCGUCAUGCCCGCCCGGUUGUUUCCAUUUCUGCGAGGUUUACCCCCGGGGGCGGAUUUCUGGUUUGUUUAGAGGGGUUUCGUGACUCUUCUUGGUUUAUUGUCAAGUUCUGGGUUUUUACUUUUUUUUUUCUGGGUUCUACAUACCACUUUCACCAGUUUGAAGGGCCAAUGUGUUUCCUACUGUACCUGUGUAAGACGAACAGAACGUUGGUAAAAUAAACAUUGGAAGCAUCGACACAUAGCCAUUGGGGUCUGCAACGACUGGAUUGCUUUAAACCGUUUCAAGGUGUCUAUUCUUCAAGAUAUCCCAGCCUCACCGCGACCAACCCGCAAUGUCUGCCUCGCCACCCCCAGCAUCUUACGAAUCCAUGGCAACUCCGCCAGAAGAGCGUCCUGCAAAACGCCAAAAGACCCUGGCAUGCGGAAGGUGUCGAAGGAGAAAGCAAAAAUGCGACGAACAGAGACCCUGUACAAACUGCAGCAAAUCAGGAGAGACGUGCCAUGAGGUUGUGCCUCGACUCGGUCUAGGCACCAUGCCAUAUACGCAAAUGGCACUGCCUUCUCCGGUUGACAUCUCAUCCCUCGAGGAGCGCGUCGCCAAGCUCGAAAAGGCGCAGAUACUGGCUCAGCAGUGGCAGCCUAACCAGAAGCCUACCAGGAAUCCAAGCCACAGCGGCUACUACAGAGGUGUGCCCUCCCCGGAUGGCACCUUCACCAGCACCAACAGCCCGCCCAACCACGGGGCGUCCCCGAGCGUGUACUCAUGCCACGGCUCACCCAAUGCUUCGAUGGGUGCGUUCCAGGCUCGUGCCGGAGGGUCUGGGCAACCCCUUCAGUUCUCAGGCUCCCCAAGCGGGUUUGCCGGUCAAGAUUACACCCAACGGCCUGGCAGCAGCUUGUCUGGAAGCGCCCCGGCGAUUGGUUUGCUGGCGACUUUUGCCAGGCCGGAUGGUAACAGAUAUCAUGGUAACCCCCAGCAGCAGCAGCAACCUCACCAGCUUACCAUGAACAUAGACCGAACAACAGAGAUGGGUCUGUUCGAAGUCUACCGCACCCGAAUCCACUCACGUUACGCAUUCCUGGAUCUCGAAAGCCUCAAAGACCCGCUGCAGAGAUCCCAAGAUCUCUGGGUGGGCUUCUUCACCAACAUGGUGUACAGCAUCGGCAUGCUGCUCAACGGCCAACAGAGCCACCUGGCCUUCUACAGGCUCGCCGUGACGCGCCACCUGAGCCACGUCUUUGCUCAACCUGACCGCAUCCUGCACGUCCAAGCACACUUGCUGCUGGCAAUGCACGCCCUGCACUCUCCGUCCACAGAGCGGCUGGUGAGCAUAGCGGGCGCAACUAUGCGCUACUGCGUGUUGGCUGGACUCCACGCUGCGGAAGAAGACGAAGCCAAAGAAAACGAGACUUUUGGGAACAGCUACCGGGCAGGCCACGGAGAUGACAAGAUCCAGCUUCGCCGUAGGGUCUUCUGGUCUGCAUAUGCCCUCGACCGUGUUGUCAGCACUACCUUUGACCUUCCACCAUCGGUAUCGGACGGCCACAUCACAGCGGAGUUGUACAAUGGUGAAGAAGAUACGGCUCUCAUGUACGUCAAGGGCUUGAGACUGCAGAGCAAAGCCUUGGGAUUCAGACUAUGCCAGCAGAGGAGCCUCGAGGAGGAGACGAAACUUUUGAAUGAGAUUCAGGACUGGGGUGAAUUGUGCAGGCAAAAGUUUCCAGCUGCAGAAUGGUUGCAACUUACAUACCAUGUCGGUUUGGCGACACUCUUCGGCAGCGAGCUUCAUCAAAAUGGCGCCAGCACUCCAAAUGUCAGCCAAGGCGACGACACCGUCGGCGAAGAUGGAAACUGCAAUAGCAUCACGGUCGCCGUGACACCCCAAAGCUCGGUUGGAAGCGCGGGUGAUGGUGAACACGACGGACCAGAUGCAACAGCCCCGACCGACCAAAAAUCGAACCUUGCGCUUGACAAGAUUCAAAUAACGCGGGAUAGCACCAGACAGGCAUGUCUUCUCUUCAGACAUCUCCAGCGAUCAACAGCCGCCGCCGGGAGUGAACGAUCAUGGCUGGCGCUGAUUGCCCAGUUCAAGUGUGGCGUGUCACUUCUGCACCGUAGUCAAGAGCCAGGAUCGAGGUCGCUCAGGGAGGAUGGCGACCUUGCACAGGCCAUCAGCGCGUGUAGCGCGUCGCUCUCGGCGCUUGCGAGGCACUGGCCGCAGAGCAGGUGUCUGAGUGACGUCUUCAGCCUGGUCCUGGGCGAAUCGCACUUUGGGGGCGGAAGCCACGAGUCCAGGGGCCAAUCGACAGGAAAACGGACCAGGGAUGGCCGGGACGAUCGGUCCAAGUCCGUCGCCGACUGGCUGCCGAUCCUCGAGUCGAUAGUAAUGCACCGACCGACGCUCAAGAUGAUCCGGAAACUGGCGGCAACCAGGAAAUCGCCACCGUCGCCUCGCUCUGGGUCGUACGUCAGCAACAGACGAAGCAGCAGCAGGGGCGCCGAUGAGGUCUCGACGGCAAACGUGCUGAAAUUGGAGACGCCCUCGAGCGUCAUGGGCGACGACGACGACGUCACCAGGGACGAGUCCCUGUUCGGGCUUGGUCUGGACGGAAGAGAAGAUGACGGAAUGUUCCGUGCCGCCUCGCCCACGUUUUUCCUGCCUGAUCCUCCACGGCCAGCCUCGGAGGUACCCGAGCGGGAUUAUCGGUUUGACUACCUGGACCUGGGGGGACCUGACGAGCCUAUUACCUGUUUUGGAGCAAGCCUCCAGAUAUGAAUGAAAAGAGAAAAGGACGCGACGAUAAAAUGAAUAAUAAUAACAAAGUAGAAAAGGUAGCGGGGUCAGAUGAUUUGAUAGUUGGGAUUAGGUGUUUUGGAAGAUUACCCACUUGUACAGACAUGGGAAUAGUGAGGAAACGAACAACUACAGAAGAAGAAUACUUACUAUUCUAGCAGUAAAAAAGGGAAGAGGAGAAAUACAGUUGAGACGAAUUGAUAACUCGCCAAGACUCCAAACAUUGGACACACUUUGCGGGUGCCGAGUCACGCCCGUCAAUGGUGUAACAGGAGCCUAGGUACUUGUGUGGUUGUAGAACCGAAAGGCAAAGGGGAGGAGGCAUGUGAUGUGAAAGCCAAGACGCUCGGAGGUCCGCAACUAUGAAUUGUCAUUAACUGCCAAGAAGUCAGUUAGUUAAUUGGAAGCUGCAAAGUGUUGAGAGGCAGCAUUAAGCGAGCUUAAAGAGGAGGAAUUUUGGAAGCCUGCUCAAGCGAUCAUCCCUUUGUGGCUGAGCGUCUCGAACAUUUCCGUGUACUGUCUGUCUGUACUGUACUGUACAGUAAAUUGUACGAAGUAAAGUAGGUAGGCAGCUCCAUGCUGAAAUGCAUCUGGUGGGGAAGCUUUCGGGUGUCCAAAAGGGCCUGGUAGGUAAAUUUUUUUAAGGUUUUAGUAACUGUCAUAUCAUCGAAC